AAUCCAUCUAAACAAAAUCACUGUUAGAAAUUCUUCGCAGCCUCUAAAAGGAUAGAUUUGACUUCCCUACUCUGGGUUAUCCUGCAACGAAAUAUCAGGUUGUCCUCGAACUGGGCCCCACAUGUCUCUCUUACUCGCCCUCACUCUCCUCUCCGCCCUCUUCUACCUGCUCUUCAUCAAACGCAGCACACGCCCGUCUGCAGGCCUCAGAAAUGCCCCAGGACCAAGCGGCGCCCUCCCCAUCGUCGGCAACGCCCACCAAUUGACCAAGCUCCCGCACCGCCAGAUCCAAAAAUGGGCGCGCGAAUAUGGAGAAGUGUACAAGAUCCGACUGGGCUGGUACGACUGGUACAUGUUGUGUUCGUCCGAGGCAGUGAAGGAGGUACUGGAUCGGCAGAGCGCGCAUACGAGUUCCCGCGCGCCGGCGCCUGUUGCGAGCGAUGCGUUGAGCGGGGGCAUGCGGUUCCUGUUUAUGGAGUAUGGGAGUGAGUGGAGGAAGUUGAGGGCGCUGAGCCAUAAGUUGUUGACGCCGAAGGGGAGUGAGAUGUUUAUGCCUAGUCAAGAGUGGGAGGCGAGGGUUUUGCUUGGGGAGGUGUUGAAGGGUGCUGCUGAGGCGGGUGAGGGAGGGGAUGACUCUGGGUAUAAGGCUGUGAGGAGGUAUACAGUUAGUGUUAUUAUGACGAGUACGUAUGGGAGGAGGAUCCCUGUUUGGGAGUGCGACGAAGUGCGGGAGAUCUAUGGCAUCAUGAAUGACUUUUCCAAUAUAGCAGCUCCAGGUACAUACCUUGCCGAUACCAUACCUCCUCUCGGCCGCCUUCUACCGCCGCGCCUCCAAUGGUGGCGCAAGCCUCUCAAACCACUCUUUGAGCGCCAGGCAAACCUGUGGACCAGCCUUUGGAAUUCAUUGCAAGCGCAAAUGAAAACAGGGCAAGCACCAGAGUGCUUUGUCAAGCAAGUUAUCGAAUCUGGCUACGAGAAACAAGGGAUUAGCGAACUGCAAGCGGCGUUUUUAGCUGGAAGUUUGAUUGAAGCCGGAUCCGAAACAACGUCAGCAGCGAUCAACACUGCGAUCCUUUAUAUCUCUGCGUACUCAGACGUACGGGAGAAGGCGCACAAAGAGCUAUCAAGUGUCGUCGGGACAUCUCGCUCGCCAACCUUCGACGACGAAAGGGAUCUGCCUUACAUCCGCGCUAUAGUGAAAGAAACCAUGCGUAUCAGACCCGUUACGAAUAUCGGAACGCCGCACUUUACAACCGCGCCCGUCACUUACAAAGGCAUCUACAUCCCCGCCAAUAGCGUCGUCGCCGUUCAGCAAUAUGCAAUCCACUACGAUCCAGCUCUCUUCCCAGAGCCGGAGCGAUUCCACCCUGAGCGCUUCCUCCCCUUUCCUGAGAAAUCUGGUUUCUACGCUGCUGGCGGUGCGGACAGGAGGGAUCACUGGAACUUUGGUGCUGGGAGGAGGAUAUGCUCGGGCAUGCAUUUGGCGGAGAAUAGCAUGUUCAUUGUGCUGGCCAAGUUGCUCUGGGCGUUCGAUAUUUUGCCCCCUUUGGACCACGAAGGGAGGGAGGUGAAGGUGGAUCUUAGUGAUGAGGCGUUUGAGAGCGGUGGGAAUACGGUGCCGAAGCCGUAUAGAGUAAGGUGGAAGGUGAGAGGAGAGGAGAUCCGCAGGACGAUUGAGAGAGAGGUGAAGGAGGCUGAGCGGGAUGGGUAUGUCCUAAGGGGUGUUAGAGUGAGGAACGAAGGCGUAGAACUGUGA
Westerdykella ornata is the source of this 1756-nucleotide messenger RNA. RefSeq names its product cytochrome P450 76C3. Gene Ontology annotation, molecular function: heme binding; monooxygenase activity; iron ion binding. Lineage: Eukaryota; Fungi; Ascomycota; Dothideomycetes; Pleosporales; Sporormiaceae. The transcript is spliced from 2 exons. The record is from RefSeq and is a predicted model, not a curated record. Bases 122 to 1756 code for a protein of 544 amino acids.